This is a messenger RNA of Anolis sagrei ordinatus, 6178 nucleotides long. The record is from RefSeq and is a predicted model, not a curated record. NCBI's taxonomy places the organism in Eukaryota, Metazoa, Chordata, Lepidosauria, Squamata, Anolidae.
AUGGAGCUAUCCCUGGCCUCUGCCUUCAAUGACCUGAAUGUUUUGGCAAUCUCCUCCUCCUUGCAAUCCAGCCUGCGAAUGGCACUUCCUUCCUUAUUUCAAGAGCAGUUUUGCUGCCUCUGUGACAGAGAGAACGGUUCACUUUGCUGCAGCUGCAUUACCUUGUAUGACACCCCUCAGCAUCUUGAACUGUGCAAGUUUGGAUUUGAAAGCAUGAUGUCAAGGCUGGUCUUUCUACUUUUCUGUGGAAAUAUUGCACUACUUCUUGGAAAUGCUCAGAAAUUGCCAAGAGUCAAGCGACAAAGCCUGAAGGUUCAGAUCAAUGUGACUAGUGAUGGAGUGUGCAUGAGAUAUAUUCGACCGAGCACAAGCACCAAACUGGAAGGCUUCAUCUUGGGGUACGGCAGCAGCUUCUUCUCUAACCAGUAUAUUUCUCUACCAGCAGAUGGAAAAUCUUACAUGACUGAAGUUGAUGCAGAGCCAAGAUACUUGAUUUCUGUGAGGCCAAUUCCUGUUGCAAAUUACAAGAAAUCUUGUUCAGGCAAAACACAUACACCCAAACCACUCCAGUUGGUAAUAGGAACUUUAACUCCAACUUCUGUCUUCUUAUCCUGGGGAAUCUUAGUCAACCCAAAACAUGACUGGACCACAAUGAAUAACUGUGCAAAUGACAGAUUUUAUACAGUUCGCUAUAGAGAAAAAGACAAGAACAAGAAGUGGGCUCUUCAGCUUUGUCCAACUACAGAAACAGUGGUGGACAACCUGAAACCUAAUGCAGUCUACGAAUUUGGAGUGAAGGACAACACGGAUAAUGGAAUCUGGAGCAAGAUUUUCAAUCACAAGGUGGUUAUGCCUAGUAAAAACAAAGAAAAUGGACAACCCCAGAACAAUUAUAUAUUACACAAUAUCCAAACGCAGUUUAUACCAGGAAAUUCCAAAGUACUACAUCCAGUUACAAUAAUAAAACAAGUUCUUCAAAAUGUAACACAGCGGACAAAGCCUAAAAUCCCAGAGAAGUCUCCUUUAGCAGGACCAAUACUAGUGCACCUAAUUGUUCCAGAUUUCAAUGGAACGCAACAGAAGCUGCUAUCACCUUUCACACUGGAUGUACCUGAAAAACCAAAAAAGACACCUGCGAAGAAUGAAACUCAAGAAUGGCCUGCAGAAUCCAAAACACCAGAAGUACAAGAAAUCUCUCCACAAUCUCAACCUGCUAUGGCUGAACUGGAUUGGGAAAGUAGCAAACCAACAACUCCAAGUGUCUUAAAAGAAUUGGAGAGUCCAUCAGCACGCACUAACAGUGAACUGGAAGCUUCAAAACAUAGUGUAACUCCAAUGGCUGAAUUGUCUCCUGACAUACUGGCUCCAUACAAGUUUCCAGAAUUUCCCAAAACAAAAACACCCCCUACCUCCCCAAUGUCCACUGAAACUUUAGCUUCACAUGAAAUAGAGUCAGUCUCUUCAGAAUCCCAAACACCUGUUCCAAAAGGCACACGGACAAAGCAAGUUUUCAGCAAAACACAACCUGCUCUUUCAAGGCCCAGAACAUCUGAUGAGACUGACAUACCAGACUCCAAACGAGCAGUAACAAAUGAACCCACACUGGAAUCUCUCACACCUAAAACAGCUAAGCCUCUUGACUGGCCAAAGUCAACAUUGGCACCACCUGAAACAGCAUUCAUUCCUUCUAAACAGAAACCUUCUGACACCCCAGAAGGAAAGCAGGUGAAACCUGCCCCUAAUCUACCACCUUUGAAGCACAGUACUCCUAAAACUUCUAAGAUUCUUGAAAAAACUACAGCUACACCAGGAGCUCCAGUGGAAACAAAUGUCAUUCCUUCUAUACCUAAACCUUCUAUCAGACCUAAAAUGCCAGACAUUAAAUAUGCAGAAAAAGAACAUCAGUGGGAAACCACUACACAUAAAACGUUUAAACCUGUUGAAUUUCCAAGAACAACAAAGGUUCCCAGUAAAACAAAAAUUCCUGUUUCCAUGUCCCAAAUCCUUCCCCAUCUGGAACAGCCAAAGAUUGUACCGGCAGUUACCAGAACAUUGAUUCCAGUUCCUGCCACAACUAUGGUUUCUGGUGCUUUUGAGCUUCCAGUGACAACAAUUGCUUCUUAUGAAUUGAGUGCUAUUCCUUCUAAGACCAAAGAACCUGACUAUACCAUGCCAGAAGUACAAGAUAGCAAACCUGAUUCAGCUGAAGCAGAUAAUUUUUCUUUUAAAGUACCUACGACAACAGAACUCCCAUUUAUUGAUUCUGUCAUGGAACCUGUUACGUUUAGCAAUGAACUUCCAAUAGUAGCUCCCAAAGUUAAGGAACAUGUCUACAGUCCCAAAACAACAAUUACACCACAUCUGCCACAUACAAAGCCUGUUCUUGAACCUAUUGUCCUUGAAACUGAUCCACCAAAGACGGAAAUAGAAGAGAGACCUCCUGUGUCUACCAGACCUAAAACCUGGUUCAUCACUGAUGCACCACAAACUAAGCCCGACAUGGAACCAGUUACCUUUAGAAUUGAGCAGCCAAAAUCAACUCUAGGUAAAAACAUUUUAAUCAUGGAUGCUCCUAAAGAAACAAGUCGAGUUCCUGCCAGGUUAAAAACGUCUCCUAGCCCUAGUAUAAUGCGAACCAAACCUAGUCCAAAAGGCAACCGGCGUGUUUCAUCCAAGCCUAAAGUGCCUCCAACAAAAUCCAGUCUCAAAGUACCUCCAACAAAAUCAGAAAUUACUUCAUUUUCUCCAGACCCUAUAACUAUCAUGGUACCUCAUGUUCCUGAAAAGGCAAAAGCAACACUGGCUUCAACAGUGGAACAGUUCAUUCCUAAUAAAUCAAAACCAUCCACCAAGCCAAGAAUGGUAGAGACAAAACCUGCAGUACAUCGAACAACCUCUCAGCCAUUUGUACUCAAACCUACUGUAUCUUCCGAACAAAUAAAGACAAUUAUGGCUCCAAAAGAAACAUGGUUUAUUUCUUCUAAACCCAAAACAUCUGGCAAACUAGAUGGUCCUCCAAGUAAACCUGUUCCAGAUGCAAUAUACCCAACAUUUCCAGGAUCAAUUAACCUUCACAUUCAUGUUUUCAAUGGUCCCAAAGAUGGUUUGGCUUCAACCAAGCCCCAUAGUGGUGUAACAACUGAAAGUCCGCAUUUGAAAACUGCCAUACAUAAAGUGCACGAUACUACAGCUAAACCUAAGACUACUGAUAAGACACGUUCCAGGCUUGUUGUAAAUAAAACAACACCAGUCCCAGGUAGAACACGAACACCUGGAGGAGUAGCAUGGAAUAAACUAUCAAGAGGUGAUAAACUAACUGACCAAGAUGCUACCAAGCUUCUCAGCACAAGUUCUAGUAUACGCUCCAACUCAUCCAUUCAUUCCUCGGUAUCAAGAAAAAAGCCAGACCCUGUAGCUACACCACCCGACCUUCCACGACCUCCCUUAGCUCCCGCCAAACCUACACCAGUACGAAGAAAACCAUUGCCGCCAAACACCGUGACUGGUAAACCUGGGCGCUCAGGAAAUAUCUUGAUGCCACGAGCGCCUCCACCUUCCACACCAACUUCCUUGAUUAAGCCUGCUGGGCCAACGGGUCAUACAAAAACAAGCUCUCAUAAAAAGCCACCUACAGCAGCUUCUUCUCCAGAUUAUAGUAAUCCAAUGUUCAGCUCACUUCCUACAACAGAGACUGAUGUUGCAGGCACACCAAGGUAUACAGGUGACCAUGUGAAGUACAUGAAAAAAGAAGAAGAUGUACCAUGUUCCAUUACUGAUACACUCCAACACUUUCCAACAGAGGAUGGCGAGAAUAUAGACACAGCCACUACUCCUCCACGAAAGCCUCCAACUAACCUCACUGUGGUGACUGUUGAGGGUUGCCCAUCUUUUGUCAUACUGGAUUGGGAAAAGCCACAGAAUGAAACUGUUACAGAAUAUAAAGUUGUGUCAACUGAAAAUGGGAGCUCUGAUGUAAGAGACACAUCCAUUAUAACGACAAAUCAAACCCAUUCUACAGUGGAAAACCUGAAACCUAACACAAGUUAUGCAUUUCAGGUGAUACCAAGCAAUCCCCUUGGUGAAGGUCCAAGUAGUGAAUCAAUGCCAUUUAAAACUGAAUCAGCGGACCCAAGAGUAACUGAGCCAAUUUCAAUGGGGAAAGAUGCCAUUUGGACGGAAAUCAAAUUUAAUUCUGAUACCUAUUCUGAAUGCAAAGGGAAACAGUAUGUCAAAAGAACCUGGUACAAGAAAUUUGUUGGUGUACAACUAUGCAAUUCACUCCGAUACAAAAUUUAUCUCAGCGAUACACUUACAGGUACAUUUUAUAAUAUAGGAGACCAGAGAGGACAUGGAGAAGAUCAUUGUCAGUUUGUGGAUUCAUAUUUAGAUGGAAGAACUGGGCAACAGAUUCCAUCAGAUCAACUAUCUACCAAAGAUGGAUUUUUUAGAGCCGUUCGACAGGAACCAGUCCACUUUGGAAGAAUAGGAGCUGAGACACAUACUAAUUAUGUUCAUUGGUAUGAGUGUGGAACUACAAUACCUGGGAAAUGGUAGUGAGGAAACAGAUGAACUGUACAGCAAAAGAUUGGAUACAGCUAUGAUUGUCCCAGAGAAAAUCAGAAAUGGAAAUGUGUCAUGGUAUUAUCUUUGUCAAGCUAAAGUCUAAUGACAAUAACUGUUUCAACUGUACUGUUGGCUGAUUUAAAGUUGUCCAGAUUUACAGAUCUUUUGUGGGAAGAGUUAGAAGAUGUUAUAAAAGGAUGUCUUGGGAAGCUGGCUCCCUAUUGGUUUUUUAUGGUACCAUCAACAUAUUUUAAAAGAUGUAGUUUAUUAUUUAUCAGUGUUGCAACAUUUUGAGGCACCUUUAUUGAAAAGUUGGUAAGGAACAAGUAUGUAUUCUGAGCUUUACUGGAGUUCAUGUUCUUGUUCAUCUUUCAAACACAUUUAAAUUAUUCAGUCAGGUUAAGUCCUGAAUUAUGUUUAUGCUACUUCAUAUGUACAUUUCUGAAAAUAUACAGUUCUACAGCUGAUGGUGCUAUAUGUAGGUUUGUACUCAGAUAGUCUGUAAAACUAUGCCAGUGAACCACACAACUGACACCAUACUUGCAACCAUUCUACCAUGUAGAUGUGUGGUGAAAUACUCGUCAUCCGUAUUAACUCAGCAUGUUAAUUAGGACAUCAUAAAUGAGGAAACAAUAAUGUCUCAUUAAGAAUAGCUCUUUAGUACAAAAGUCCUGCAUGACUGGAGUUAACUGUUAAAGGGCUUGUACAGAUAUUUUCUUGUGGCAUUUACUUUUGCUAUAAAUGGAAGCUAUACAUCAUUGUAGAUGCUCUCUACAGAAAUUUAAUUUUUGCUUUGGUACAAAGGUUAAGGGCAAUAAUUUGCUGCAGCAAACGAAACAGAUCAUUACAUGUAUAACCUUAAAACAAUCCUGUAAACAACACAAAACCACUUGGCAAAAUUCUGGAUGUUCCAGCAAAGAUCACCAAGUAUAACGUAUACAUGUAUUAAUGUCUCUUAUGAAAGGCAUGUUUCACCUACAGCCUUUUCCUUUAAAAUAAACCUAUGUAGAGACUUGUUUAUUGUUUCCAAAGAAAAGUUCCUUCAAAAUAAGUGCAUGUCCACACAUAAUUAGCACACUAUAUCUAAGCAGCAGCCAAUGAUGUCACAUCAAUAAACGUUUGAUGUCAUGCCUAUGGCUAGUACAAGAAACAACUCAUUCAUUCCCAUCAAUAAAUAAGAUUGACACGUACCUUUGAAAAUGAUCAUGCAGCUUUGUCUAAGACAAGUGUUUGAUUAAUGCAGAAGAUAGUAAAAUAAUGUGUAGAAUGAAUUACGUCCAGAACAUACAAAGCGGCUACACAUUGGUUGUAUUUUUUUAAAUGAUACCUUUUUCUAUAUAUAAAAUGGAAGAGUAAUGUGAUCCGCUUUGUAGAAUGGCAAAAUGAAGACUGUUGUUGAAAAUGGAUAUCCUUCUCCCUCUACACCAAGUGCUAUAUUUGUAUUGCUUAAACAUGUAAACAUUAUAUAUAAAGAGAUGUAGGUUUUAAAGGUGUUUAUUCAAUGUAAGAAAAUAUAAAGAAGGAAUACAAGGAAUAUUUGGGUUGGUGGAUUGUAAAAAAAUCUUCUAAGUACAUUGCAGGUACACUGUACUCUUAAUAAAUUUUUUAAUCAUAA